GCAAAUUAUCACUUUCUUCAGCCCCCUCACAAUUUUGGUUGGACCCAAUGGGGCGGGGAAGACGACCAUCAUUGAAUGUCUAAAGUAUAUUUGUACUGGAGAUUUCCCUCCUGGAACCAAAGGAAAUACAUUUGUUCAUGAUCCCAAGGUAAUGGUGUUUAUAAAGUUUCAUAUUUUAAAAAAUGAAAUUUUUAUGAUUAUAAAAGUACUAGUUGCUUAUUGGAGAGGACUUAACAACGGAGAGUAUGAAGAGAGGAAGGUCAUCGACGGUCUAAGCACCCCGUGAUAACCAUUGUUGGUGUUUUUAGUAAUUUUUCUCCCUAUGUGUAAUGUUUUGCAGAGCAGAGAUCAUAGUCCUGCGUAAUGAUGCAUUCAGGUUUUCCCCACUGAGCGUUGCUGUACCAUGUGAGGUUACUAAAACACUCUAGGACUGACACAGGGGUUCAUCAGGUCAAUGCACUUGCUAUGCGAGUCAGACUUGUGAAGGUGGAAGGAGGGAAUGGAUGCCGCAGAGUUGUCCUCGAGACCUCUACACGUGCCCACACACAAACAUGCACAUUUGCACAUGACACACAAAGUAAUAAAAAAUAUUAGUAUUUAGGAUGUGUUUUCAGUCUUUGUACUUUUUUUUUUUAGCUGAAGUCUUUAUUUAAAACUUGUGAUGCUGUGUAAAUUGCGUUAAUAUUUGCGUUAUUGUUUGCAUUUCGAUUGCUGUAGUUUUCCCCUUUAUUCUACCUUGAUGAAAAUCUUAGUGAUGAAGCUUUGCUUGAAUUGCAGGAUUUUUAUUACUAGUGUGUAUAUAGGACAUUGUGUUUGGCCUAUAUUCUUAUUGCAUAUAUAUUAUAACAAGAAUAUGAAUUUAUUUAGUCCCAUUAAAUCUCAAUAAGUUAAGGGUUUAUUCUUAGAUUCCUUCUGUACUUGUAAAACCAUGUCUUUGUGUGUUUAUCAAUACGCUUGCAUAUUUAUAUUUUAGAGUAUCCCUAGAAAUUUUUUUAUACAAGUUAGGUUAGUGGUGUGCUAUACAUGUUAAUAACAUAGACGCACUUGCUGUUUUUAGUUUCCAUGAAUACUCUGUUGCGUUUAUAGGGUUAUUGUUUGUUUACUUUAAGACAAAGUCUCACUGUAUAGUCUUGGCUGACCUGAAACUAGCUACAGAACCAGACUGCCCUUGAAUUUAACAGAGAUUAACCUGCCUUUGCCUUCUGAAUUAAGGACACGUGCCACUACUACCAGGCCUAGUUUAUUAAACCAACACCUGUUAUUUAAGUUGUAUCUUUAAAUGCGACUUUAAACUUUAAGCCUGAUAUGCUGCCACAUGCCAUCAAUCCAGUACUCUGGAAAUGGAGGCAGGAGGAUCAGGAGAUUGAGUACAGAUUGGGCUGCAUGAGACCUUGUCUCAAAUGAACAAAACAUCCUAGACAUACCUGGGAAUAAGGGAACCUCAAUUGAGGAAUUGCCUACAUCAGAUUGGGCUGUGAGCCUAUCUGUGGGGCAUUUGUUUUUGAUUGCUGAUUGGUAUGGCCAGCCCUUCCAGCCCGUUGUGGGUAAUACCAUCCUCGGGCAGGUGAACCUGAGCUAUGUGAGAAAGCCAAUAAACAGCACUCCUCCAUGGUCUCUGCUGCAGUUGCUGCCUCCAGAUUCCUUGCUGUGGGAAGUGCUUCUGUAUGUAUUUUGCUUUUAUUGGUUAAUGAAUAAAGAAUCUGCCUUGGAUGUAAUGGGGUAGCUGGAAAGCGGGGAGAGACACGGGACAGGACUAAACUGAAUGCUUGGAGAAAGAAGGCAGAGUCAGGAGAUUCCAUGGAGCCACCAGAGGGGAAAGACGCGAGCUGCCAGCUGGAACCUUGCAGGUUGCUCAAGAAACAGAUGUGCGAGCCCAGAUUCGCCUGCAGUUUCGAGAUGUCAACGGAGAGGUGGUGGCUGUGCAGAGGUCUAUGCUUUGUAGCCAGAAAAGCAAAAAAACAGAAUUUAAAACCCUGGAAGGAAUCAUUAGUAGAAGGAAGCAUGGUGAAAAUGUCAGUCUGAGCUCCAAAUGUGCAGAAAUCGACCGAGAAAUGAUAAGCUGCCUUGGGGUUUCCAAGGCUGUGCUAAAUAAUGUCAUUUUCUGUCACCAAGAAGACUCCAACUGGCCUUUAAGUGAAGGAAAGGCCCUGAAGCAAAAGUUUGAUGAGAUUUUUUCUGCAACAAGGUACAUUAAAGCCUUAGAAACACUUCGACAGGUACGUCAGACACAAGGUCAGAAGGUAAAAGAGUGUCAAACAGAAUUGAAAUAUCUGAAGCAAAAUAAGGAGAAAGCUUGUGAGAUUCGCGAUCAGAUCACUAAUAAGGAAGCCCAGUUAAGGUCUUCACAGGAAAUUGUCAAGUCCUAUGAGAAUGAACUUGAGCCACUGAAGAAUCGUCUGAAAGAAAUUGAACACAACCUUUCUAAAAUCAUGAGACUUGACAAUGAAAUUAAAGCCUUGGAUAGCCGAAAGAAACAAAUGGAGAAAGAUAACAGUGAAUUAGAACAGAAAAUGGAAAAGGUUUUUCAAGGGACAGACGAGCAACUGAAUGACUUGUAUCACAACCAUCAGAGAACAGUGAGGGAGAAAGAAAGGCGCUUGGUAGACUGUCAGCGCGAACUGGAGAAGCUGAAUAAAGAAGCCCGGCUCCUCAGCCAGGAGAGAGAGGAGCUGCUGGUGGAGCAGGGUCGUCUACAACAACAGGCAGAUCGCCAUCAAGAGCAUAUUCGAGCCAGAGAUUCAUUAAUCCAGUCUUUAGCAUCAUAUCUCGAAUUGGAUGGUUUCGAGCAUGGACCCUUUAGUGAAAGACAGAUUACAAAUUUUCAUGAACUUGUGAGAGAGAAACAGGAAAGAGAAGCUAAAACUGCCAGCCAGUUCUUGAAUGACCUUACAGAGAAAGAAACUUUGAAGCAGAAGCAGAUUGAUGAGAUAAGGGACAAGAAGAGUGGACUGGGAAGAGUGAUCGAGCUGAAAACAGAACUCCUCACCAAGAAACAGAGCGAGCUGAGAAACGUGAAGAAUGAGCUUCAGCGGCUGGAGGGCUCAUCAGACAGGAUUCUGGAGCUGGACCAGGAGCUCACAAAAGCGGAACGUGAAUUAAGCAAGGCUGAGAAAAAUAGCAAUGUAGAAGCCCUAAAAGCAGAGGUAAUAAGCCUCCAAAAUGAGAAAGCUGACCUGGACAGAAGCUUGCGGAAACUGGACCAGGAGAUGGAGCAGUUAAAUCACCAUACAACAACACUUACGCAGAUGGAGAUGCUGACCAAAAACAAAACUGACAAAGAUGAACAAAUCAGAAAAAUAAAGUCUAGGCACAGCAGUGAACUGACUUCACUGUUGGGGUAUUUUCCUAACAAGAAACAGCUUGAAGACUGGCUUCAUUCUAAAUCCAAAGAAAUCAAUCAGACGAGGGACAGACUUGCCAACCUGAACAAAGAGCUAGCUUCAGCUGAACAGAAUAAAAACCAUACAACUAAUGAGCUGAAGAAAAAAGAAGAACAGUUGUCCAGUUAUGAAUAUAAGUUGUUUGAUGUUUGUGGUAGCCAGGAUUUUGAAAGUGAUUUAGACCGGCUUAAAGAAGACAUUGAAAAGUCCUCAAAACAGCGAGCCAUGCUGGCUGGAGCCACAGCCGUUUACUCCCAGUUCAUUACUCAGCUGACAGAUGAAAACCAGUCCUGUUGCCCAGUCUGUCAGAGAGAGUUUCAGACAGAGGCUGAGUUACAAGAAGUCAUCAGUGACUUGCAGUCCAAGCUGAGGCUUGCUCCAGAUAAGCUCAAGUCAACAGAAUCAGAACUAAAAAAGAAAGAGCGGCGCCGUGAUGAAAUGCUUAGGCUUGUGCCCAUGAGGGAAAGCAUAAUUGAUUUGAAGGAGAAGGAAAUACCCGGAUUAAGAAACAAACUGCAGAGUGUCAGCGGAGACAUACAGAACCUGAAGACUGGCAUAGAAGAACAGGAAACACUCUUGGGAACAAUAAUGCCUGAAGAAGAAAGUGCUAAAGUUUGCCUGACAGAUGUUACAAUUAUGGAGAGGCUCCAGAUGGAGCUGAAGGAUGUUGAAAGGAAAAUUGCACAGCAGGCAGCUAAGCUGCAAGGGGUAGACUUGGAUCGAACUGUCCAGCAGGUUAACCAGGAAAAACAGGAAAAACAACACAAAGUGGAUACAGUUUCCAGUAAGAUUGAAUUGAACCGUAAGCUUAUACAGGACCAGCAGGAGCAAAUUCAGUGCCUGAAAAGUAAAACAAAUGAGCUGAAAUCAGAGAAACUGCAGAUAUCCACGAAUUUGCAACGUCGUCAGCAAAUGGAGGAGCAGACUGUGGAAUUGUCCACGGAAGUUCAGUCUUUAUACAGAGAGAUAAAGGAUGCUAAAGAGCAAAUAAACCCUUUGGAGACAGCACUGGAAAAGUUCCAGCAGGAAAAAGAAGACUUAAUCCACAGAAAACAUACAAGUAACAAAAUGUCUCAGGAUAAAAUCAGUGAUAUCAAAGAGAAAGUUAAAAAUAUUAAUGGUUACAUGAAAGACAUAGAGAAUUAUAUUCAAGAUGGAAAAGAUGACUAUAAAAAGCAAAAGGAAACUGAACUUAAUGAAGUUGUAGCUCAACUAAAUGACUGUGACAAACACAAAGAAAAGAUAAAUAAAGAAAUGGGAACCAUGAGGCAAGAUAUUGACACACAGAAGAUACAAGAAAGGUGGCUACAGGAUAACCUUACACUAAGGAAAAGAAGAGAGGAACUAAAAGAAGUUGAAGAAGAAAGAAAACAACAUUUGAAGGAGAUGGGACAAAUGCAAGUUUUACAAAUGAAAAAUGAGCAUCAGAAGUUGGAAGAGAACAUAGACACUAUAAAACGAAACCACAGUUUGGCAUUGGGGCGGCAGAAGGGCUAUGAAGAAGAAAUUCUUCACUUUAAGAAGGAGCUCCGAGAACCUCAGUUUCGGGAUGCCGAGGAGAAGUAUAGAGAAAUGAUGAUUGUCAUGAGAACCACAGAGCUGGUGAACAAGGACCUGGACAUCUACUACAAGACUCUCGACCAAGCAAUAAUGAAAUUUCACAGUAUGAAAAUGGAAGAAAUCAACAAAAUUAUUCGUGAUCUUUGGCGGAGUACUUAUCGUGGACAAGAUAUUGAAUACAUAGAAAUUCGAUCAGAUGCUGAUGAAAACGUAUCUGCUUCUGACAAAAGGCGGAAUUACAACUACCGAGUGGUGAUGCUGAAGGGGGACACAGCCUUGGACAUGCGGGGACGAUGUAGUGCUGGACAGAAGGUGCUAGCCUCUCUCAUUAUCCGCUUGGCGCUGGCUGAAACCUUCUGUCUGAACUGUGGCAUCCUUGCCUUGGAUGAGCCGACGACAAAUCUUGACCGAGAGAACAUUGAAUCUCUUGCACAUGCUUUGGUUGAGAUCAUAAAAAGUCGCUCGCAGCAGCGUAACUUCCAGCUUCUAGUAAUCACUCAUGAUGAAGAUUUUGUGGAGCUCUUAGGGCGAUCUGAGUACGUGGAGAAAUUCUACAGGGUGAGGAAGAACAUGGACCAGUGCUCGGAGAUUGUGACAUGCAGCAUUAACUCCCUGGUUCACUAACGUGUUUUGGUAGGGAAGUAAGUCACGUGAGGGGGUUGAGGCUGUCUCUACUGAAGACUGAACUGAUGCCUGACACAGUCCUAGCAACCUCCCCGUUCUGCUCAGCCUUUCAUCCUCCUGCCAACUGAAGGCCAUCCAGAUGAAUGACACUUCUCAGAGCAGGGCUGACUUGAUGGGGGUUGUUGCCUUGGUGAUUUAUGGGGUAGGCAUUUAAAAAUGUUAGUAUUUUCUCUGAAGCUUUGAAGUAAGAAAUAAUGACUGACUCCGCUUUAACAUGAAUCCAUGUAUACAAACUGUCUGAGCCUGAGUCUCCCCAACUAAAACUGUAGCAUUGAGUGGAGGUUGAUAGGAUAAAUACCCAGUUCCCUCCGUGCAGCUGCCAGGGGAAACUCCCCACUCCUGCCCUGCCACUCUUCUGUCAUGUGUAGCCACUUGACCUGGCCACUAAUCCCAACUGCUCUUCACAGCAGGUUCCCAUGUGGGUGGGAAGCUAGGCUUGCCCACAGCUGGGGCCCGCUCCCCAUGAACAGGCAAGGGCAAACCUCAUUUUCACUCCAGAGGCCGAUCCUGUUGAAGUCCAGUACACAUUUCCAUGGAAUUUCCAGCUGAAGCCUUCUGUGGAUAUUCUCUAGACAGGGUACAUCAAAGUCCCAUGCUUGCAGCGGUCCAGCUCUGUCACUGAGCUGCUCAGGCCUGCUCUGCGCCGUCUGCAGAUCUCUAGAACAGGGCCAUUUCCUCCACACAACCUUUUCCGUCAAGUAUAUAAAACAGAUGCAUAAAUAAGAUGCAACUGAAAAUAGAUAAAGAAAACUAGUUUAAAACAAUUCUUUGAUAUAUAUAUAUAUAUACAUAUACACACACACAGCUUUAUCAUUUAUUAAAGAAAAAAGCAAAUAUUGUAUACUAAUGGCAUGGAUGUACUUGUUUGUUUUGCAUAUGGAAGUAGUUAAAUCUUGAUGGAAUAUUUGAUACUUCAGAAGGACAUAAAACAUCUUCAACUUUUGUUUUCGAGACAGUAUUUCUCUGUGUAGCUUUGGAGCCUGUCCUGGCACUUGUUUGUAGACCAGGUUGGCCUUGAACUCAGAGAUCCACCUGCCUCUGCUCCCAAGUGCUAGGAUUAAAGGCGUGCACCAUCACUACCCAGCCAUCUUCAGCAUUUUGAUAGUCGAUUGGUAGUGUGAUUUUAUAAUCAAUUUUCAAAGUUGCUUCACAUAGCCAGGUGUGGUCUCUAGCAGAGGCAGGAAGGUCUCUGUGAAUUCAAGGCUAGCUGUAUAUUCAAAGCAAGACCUUGUCUCAGAAAACACUUUUCUCACACAGGUAUAAAAUGCAGGGGAAUGUUUAUAUCCAUUCUUAACAUUUUUGGAAAUUCUGUCACUCCCAAACCAAAAUUCAUUUACUGUGAAAAAGGGCCUUUAACCCAGGCUGAUCUUGAACUUGGUGUAGCCAGAGAUGGCCUCGAGCUUCUGAUCCUCUGCCUUCCAAGUGCUUAGAUUACAAUGUGCAUGCAUUGAUCCUGGUUUAUGUGGUGCUGGGGACUGAACCCAGGGUUUCACGCAUGCUAAGCAAACACUCUAAUGAUUGAUUACUCUAUGAAACUCAAAUUAAAAACUCAAAAAUUUUAAAAAUCAAAUAUUCUAAGAUAGCACAGCCAAAGCAAAUUAAAUUGAUGUUUGCUUCCUUAGCUACUUUUCUAAUGCUGUGAUAAGACACCAUGACCAAGGCGACUUAGAAAACAUUUAGUUGGGCUUACGGUUCCAGGGGAUUAGUAUGUGAUUUCAGAGCAAAGGCAUGGCAGCAGGAACAGCUGAGUGCUCACAUCUCAAGCAGGAGGCAGAGAGAACACUGGGAAUCGUG
Messenger RNA from Alexandromys fortis (reed vole), 7418 nucleotides. It is a transcript of the gene Rad50, whose product is annotated as RAD50 double strand break repair protein. Bases 1932 to 5564 code for a protein of 1210 amino acids. NCBI's taxonomy places the organism in Eukaryota, Metazoa, Chordata, Mammalia, Rodentia, Cricetidae. Gene Ontology annotation, molecular function: single-stranded telomeric DNA binding; G-quadruplex DNA binding; ATP hydrolysis activity. The record is from RefSeq and is a predicted model, not a curated record. Gene Ontology annotation, biological process: chromosome organization involved in meiotic cell cycle; double-strand break repair; telomere maintenance via telomerase. Gene Ontology annotation, cellular component: nucleus; condensed nuclear chromosome; Mre11 complex. The transcript has 25 exons.